Messenger RNA from Calidris pugnax (ruff), 1627 nucleotides. It is a transcript of the gene RGS4, whose product is annotated as regulator of G-protein signaling 4. Bases 199 to 828 code for a protein of 209 amino acids. Lineage: Eukaryota; Metazoa; Chordata; Aves; Charadriiformes; Scolopacidae. The record is from RefSeq and is a predicted model, not a curated record. The transcript has 5 exons.
CUGCCGCUGUGCUGACUCCUGACUGGGUCACCCAGUGCUGCUGGGCUGUCUGGGCUAGGCUAUAAAACAGAGCCAAGGCAGCGCAGCUGGCUCAGACACCAGACUGAAUUCUGCAGGCAGCCAAGGACCCGCGCGCAGCUUCUGCCGCCUCCUGUCUUGUUGUUUUUCCUGGAAUACAGAGCCGACCUCGGAAGCAAGAUGUGCAAGGGACUCGCUGCACUGCCAGCCACUUGCUUAAAAAGUGCCAAAGACAUGAAGCAUCGUCUGGGCUUCUUGCUGCAGAAGUCAGACUCCUGUGACUACAGCUCUUCCCAGAGCAAGAAGGAGAAAAUAUCUUCAAGCCAGAGGGUUAGCCAAGAGGAAGUCAGAAAGUGGGCAGACUCUUUGGAAAACCUGAUCCAUCAUGAUAGAGGUCUGGCUGCUUUCCGUGCUUUUCUCAAAUCUGAGUACAGCGAGGAAAACAUCGAGUUCUGGGUUAGCUGUGAGGACUACAAGAAAACCAAGUCACCAGCGAAGCUCAGCCCUAAGGCCAGAAAGAUCUAUGAUGAGUUCAUCUCCGUGCAGGCAACAAAAGAGGUGAACCUGGAUUCAUGCACGCGGGAGAAGACGAGCCACAAUAUUCUGGAGCCUACACUGUCCUGCUUUGAUGAGGCUCAGAGAAAAAUAUUCACCCUAAUGGAAAAGGAUUCUUACCGCCGUUUCCUCAAGUCCCCCUACUACCUGGACUUGGUCAGCCCGCCCCGUGCCGGCUGCGGGCCCGAAAACUGCAAAAGAAGCCACACUCACACCUUAGACUGCAACUCUAACAUCAUCUCUCAGUGCGCCUGAACCUGCAGCAAGGCAGGAGCGGGCUGGGCUCUCGCAAGAGUAUAUGGCAGCAAAAGCAUUCAUUGGCAUGAAGCAACAGAGCUGUCUCCAAUAGCUGUCUAAUGUCCCAGUUGUAUCCCAUGUCAUGCAGCAGCCAGCAUUUGUAACCCAAGCCAGGCUCAGUUUGUGUAGCAAACCCUCCUCUGAUUCCAUCAGUGUAGGAGCCCUGGGGUCUGUGUCUGACAUGAAAGCUGGGGGCAACCCCUGCGUGCCCGCUGUGCUUCUGGGGAGCCCCCCAAGCCCGGGAGGGUGGUGGGGGAGCACGUGCUCAGACACAGCACUACCCACCAAGGGACCAGACCUGCAACGUGGCAGGGUGACACCUUGCAAGGGGCAGGGGAAAGAGGAGCCAAGGGAAGCGUCGGGGACUGCGAUCUCCCCUUUCUAAUGGGCAAAAGCUUUGAUGAAAAGGACUUGCUCUGGUCCUUAGCUGUUCCCAUAGCUCCCAGAUACCUAGGCUUUCAGUAGUGUCUGCUCAGAACUCGGGCUGUGCUGCAUUAUAGCAAGCAGACCUAGGAAGAGCUCCUGCUCGUUCUUGAAGGGAGACCAAAACUUUUCAGCUAAACAGCCUCCCUCAAUCUCCACAGCCACAGUCGCAGGGAAGCUCUCCCAUCUGGCUGCUUCUCCCUCUGCAGCAUCUAGUUUAUGCCGGCAAAGGAUUUUUCCUGGGGCUGUACAGAGCUAUUAUUUUAGGGGAGGUUCAUUAUUUCAUAUAUUAUUAAUGCUCGCAGGUUUAAUACUGUAGCUGAGUAGAACAGAA